UAUAAAAGGGGUAUAAACAUUCGGGCGCUAUACUCAAGUCGGAAAUAGACUCUGUGAACAAACCUCAUGCCGAGUAGGCUAUAGUCUGAAAAAGGCAGCAGUUUUAUAUUUCUGUUCAUAACUAAUGUUAACAAUAUUCUAUUGAUUUUCUCUCGUCAACCGAGACGAGUUUGUGACAUCCAUUGCACACUGACAUCCAUUUUGUGGGGGAUAACUGCAGUUGAUCCUCUCUGGUUUAACUAACGCACCAUUUCCAGAUGGCUAGGAUUCGACGUUUCGCGUUGAUGGUCUGCAUUCUGUAUCAUGCACCACUGAAUGCAUUGGGAGGCCGUUCGGAACCUGGACACAGCAUGCUCAAGGAACCUGCUUGCAGCAAUUUGACCUUCGUCACAAGAGCACAGUGGGGUGCCAUACCCCCAAAGAAACGGCAGGACAUGGUGCUCCCUGUCGGGUACGCCGUGGUCCAUCACACUGCCUCAAAGCAGUGCUCAAACCUAAAAGACUGUUCAGUACUGAUGCGCUCUUUCCAACACUUCCACAUGGUGACACGAGGUUGGGAUGACAUUGGAUACAACUUUCUGAUCGGAGGCGAUGAGAAAGUUUACAUAGGGCGUGGUUGGGACACCGUAGGAACACAGGCUGGGUCUAUUUAUUACAACAGUCACUCCAUUGGCACAUCUAUCAUCGGAACCUACACCAAAAUCCUGCCAAGUCCCGGGGUUCUGCAGGUUUUAAAGGAUCUGAAUGAGUGUGGGGCCAAGUCAGGUUACAUGACCUCAAGAUACGUCCUGCGUGGCCACCGUGAUGUGAGGCAACUCGGUCCCACGGAAUGCCCAGGCGAGACCCUCUAUAAAGAGAUCCGAACAUGGCCUCACUACCUCGAGCCCUACAAUAUUUAGGAUCUUAUUCAAGUCUCAGCGUAUUGUACGCAAUUUCUUUUCUUGUUUUCACAAAUUGAUUGCUUUAUGUUUUUCGUGUAUUUUUCUAGGAUUUAAAAACCUGAAUCAUCAAACUAAUUAGGCAUACAGCAUAAACAAAAACUAGGCGCGGUUUUUUAAUACAAUUCCCGCAAUUAAUAAACUACACGGUGAUGUCACAUUUUUCUAACGAAACGAUUGCCUUUUUUUGUAAAAAAAAAAGAGUGCAUCUUGAGUAAACGUGUGUACGCAAUUAUACAUUUUUAAGAUAACGAUUUAGUGUGAGCCUGAUUGUUUUCAAUAAAUAAGUUUGAAUUUUCAGAAAGGGCAA
Molecule: messenger RNA, 1248 nt
Organism: Asterias rubens (European starfish)
Lineage: Eukaryota; Metazoa; Echinodermata; Asteroidea; Forcipulatida; Asteriidae
Product: peptidoglycan recognition protein 1-like
Exons: 4
Coding region: 258-899 (213 amino acids)
Biological process (GO): innate immune response; peptidoglycan catabolic process
Molecular function (GO): N-acetylmuramoyl-L-alanine amidase activity; peptidoglycan binding; zinc ion binding
Source: RefSeq, a predicted model, not a curated record